Brassicogethes aeneus is the source of this 7396-nucleotide messenger RNA. The record is from the annotation of a GenBank genome assembly. NCBI's taxonomy places the organism in Eukaryota, Metazoa, Arthropoda, Insecta, Coleoptera, Nitidulidae.
AUUAUGUGAUUUAAGCUGCUGAGAUGUUUAUUAAUUUGGUUUUGGUUUUGCAGGAAACAUUCCAAAGGGGACAGGAAGUCCAAGAGAGUUUUUCGAACCUUUCAACCGGGAUAAUACCUUUACCGAGAGGUAGCAGGGGUCCAAAAAGUUUGUAUCUUAAAAGGGACGGGCAAAAUUUUGGUUUUACGCUUCGGCAUUUUAUUGUUUACCCUCCGGAUGGUAUUGAGGAUCAAGAUGACAGGCACGCAUUGGUGGGGGCUCUGCACGAGCCCAUGGACACCAUCUUCGUGAAAAAAGUGCACCAGGGUAGUCCGGCCCAACGUGGAGGCCUUCAGUACGGAGACCGUCUCGUGGCAGUCAACCACGUGCAUAUCAAAGGGAAAUCCUACACUCAAGUUGUGCAGCUUAUUGCGAACAGCCCAGAGUACCUGCAUUUGCUGGUCGUUCCCAAAGAGGACGACGUCAUACAAAGAUUCUUUUCCGACACCGCGCACUGUCCGGCCAGCAAUCAGCCGGCCAGCUAUCCGGAAUCGCCUUACGAUAAGGUGACUGCGCAGAAGAUUAUCGCUCAGCGCAUCCACCCUAACGAGUACCGCGCAGACCCUCAGUCGUGGCGCGCGUUGCAGCAGCUCAGGCAACCUUACUACCAUCAUCCGGAGUACGGGAAUUUGGUGAGAGGGUCAAACGUGCAGCAACAGCGGAGUGCGGAUAGUUUACUUUACGACUACAGAUCUCGAAUUCCGGCGUCGCAUCAACAGGGAAUCUACGAGGAAAUCCAUCCCCAUGAGGUCGUUCAGCGGCAACAGCAGCAGCACUCCAAAGCGCAGCCGCAGGUGCCGUUGUACCGUAAGAUGGGCCGUCGCGCCAGCGAAGGAAACGCACUGGAAGACGACGCAGCAGCGCCCGCGCAAUACUACUACGACGAGCAGCCCGUCUACGCCGGUCUGAACCGGGCCGACAUGAAGGCCGCCUACAAGUCCGCUUACAUGCCGGAAGCCUCGCAAAUGGCCGGGGGGUGCCGGUUGAGCAUGGAGGUGGGCAGGAGGGAGUCGACGUCCUCCCUGGCUUCGUCGUCGUCCACCCUCACGGGGCACGAAACGGACGACUCGAAGAUCAUCGAGAGAAUACGCAACAGCUUUCAGCAGAAGGAGAAGUUCCUCAGGGCGCCGUUCGGCAUCGCCGAGCGCGGCCUCGUGCAGCGGGAGUUCUACGGCAGGCCCAAGAAGUUGGAGAAGACUCAGUGGCCGCCGGCGGAGGAAUCGCCCACGAGGACCACCAACAAACCCAAUCAUCAGAACUUCGUGCGGGUGAAAAACGACAUCGAGAACGAACGAGAUUUACAGCAACCGUCGAUGCAAAACGCCGGGGGCAUGGCGAACGAUUUGACCCCCCGCCAAAAAGGGGUCAAAUCACCCAACGACAAGAAUUACAGAGACAAUCUGGACAGGAUACAGGAAGCGUCUGUAGCUCCAUCUGGAUAUGACAAUAUAGAAAAUAUUAAUGGAUCGCAGUCUGCAGAUGAUGAUAGAGGGUUGUACCCGCACAUCGUGCACAAGCGUACGCGCGACUUCGAGAGCGGCAAGCCUCUGCCCGACGACGACCCCAUGAGCAACCGCAUCGACUUCAUGCGCAACGAGCUGGCCCGGAUCAGCUCGAAGAAGCUCGUGCCGAACGUGAACGAGCGCGCGCAGGAGUACGAGGUUCGCGCGGUGGAGCCCCGAAGGGACAACAGCGGCACCUCAACCAACUCCGGCAGCACCGUGCACAGCAGGAAGGUCAACAGGGACGCCAGGUCGCUGGACAGCUCAGGCAGCAAUACGAGCAGUAGCAGUAUUCACGACGAUCUGAGCGUUCAAAACUCGGGCGGCGGUAAAAAGCUUAGCGGAAAUGUAAUUAUUUCCAGCGGAAGCAAGUAUAUACACUGCCCACCGCCUUCGGAACAAGGCAAAUCACCCGCAGACAUAUCAGGAUACGAGUUAAUUAAUAAGCAGCGUGCUCGGUCCAAUUCUGCGGAAUCGUGGGUGGCCGCUUUAGGGGGCGACGAUCGCGCCCCCAAGCGGGAAUCGAAGCGAAUCAGUCGACAAGAUGCGAUGACUGCUGCAGAUAGAAACAAACAAGCCGUCUCGCCUAAUCUGUCGCCGCAACCCCUGUACGCCGAUUUGCCGCCCCUGAUACCCGAGCCGGUCGAGCGCCUGUUCUUGGCGCCCGCCGUCUCGAUAACGCCCGCCCCCCCGUCCAAGCCCGUCGGACCGAACCAGUUGGAUCUGGAAGUGGGCGGCGACGGCGGGCCGGUGCGCCCUCUGCGCCACCUUAAGGCGCCGCCGCACGCGAACCAAGACAGCCCGCUGGGGCGCCAGCCUUCGCCAGUUUGGGAUGAUAAACCCAUUGUGGUUAGGCGAAGGUCUAAAAAUACUAAUAUAGCUGAUGAUGAACGUGUAACUCGUAGAGAAUCUUAUCUUAAGGCUACAGAGGGCGGAAGAGUGGAUUUCCGCAUAGAACACAGCGAUGGGGAUGUUUCUCCUCAACAAUUAAGAAGCGGGAGCGUGAGCGAGAAUAGCAGCAGCAGCGUGUCCUUGGACAGAGACAAGGUCCUCGAGAGUCCCUCCGACAAGGACCAUCCUUCGCAGCAACAGCAACUUUACAUCACGAGGGAGGGAAGUGUCUUGUGCAAAAUACUCGAAAUUGAUGGAAAGCGCGCCACCGAUAGGUCGUGGAAACAAGUUUGGGCCGUUCUUAAAGGACCCAGGCUGUUUCUCUACAAAGAUAAACAUCACCAGAGUCCAUUAGGAAGCUCGGACGUUGUGGAUCAUUCGUUGGCAGCCGGCGUCGACAUGCGUACGAGCGUUGUGCGCGUCGCUGAGGAUUACACCAAGAGGAAAAACGUCCUCAGGGUGUCCAGCGUGAAACCGUGCAGAUCCGAGUUUUUGGUGCAAACCGAGGAACUGGGCGACUGGGUCACGGCUCUGCAAGAGCAGGUGGCCACCACCACGGAGGCCGAGGCCAAACUGAACCAUCUUAAUGCAAAUCAGCAGGCGGUCCCUCAGACCAACCCGGCCAGCACUACCAUACAAGUGCAAGGCAGCCAUCUUUCGCCGCAGCUGGGCAAAAACAAGAACUCCUCGUCGAGAAACAGAUCGCCGACGGGGCAAUCCCCGGUGAGCAAAUCUCGCAAGCCCUCGCACAACCAGGACCCGGCCACCAGCCCGAAAUCGAAAACCUGGGCGGGUAGGAUGCUGAAGAAGUUUCAAGGUGCCAACGCGGCCAGUUCGCCCACGGAAUCCAUGUCCACUUUCGGGAUUCCCAUAGAGAAUUGCUUGUGUGGUAACAAUCGGUACAUACCCAAAGUGGUGGAGACUUGCACCAAUAUUGUGGAAGAGAAAGGUUUAAACACCAUCGGGAUAUACAGAGUGCCUGGCAAUAACGCGUCCAUAACGGCCUUAACAGAUGAGAUCAACAGGUCGGACGAUAUACCGAUGGAGGAUACGAGGUGGAACGACGUUAAUGUUGUUAGCAGUAUAUUGAAGUCGUACUUCAGAAAAAUGCCGGACUCUCUUAUAACGGUGAAGCGGUAUCCCAGCUUCAUCGAAGCCGACAAAAUCGAAGACCCCGAGAUGAGAAUGAUGACCUUGAGAAGGUUGGUGAAGAGUUUGCCUGCGCACAACUACGAAACCUUGAAGCACAUCAUAAGGCAUCUAAACAAGGUCAUAGAGAAAAGCGACGUCAACAAAAUGGAUCCGAAGAAUCUGGCCAUCGUUUUCGGACCGACGAUAAUACGCAGCGAGAGCGAUUCGAUGGAAAGCAUGGUCAACAACAUGACGAACCAAUGCAAAAUCGUGGAGACCCUCCUGACAGGCGCGGACUUCUUCUUCUCGGACUGCGACGAUUUGGAGCAUGCAAUGUUGCCGCCGUUGGCGGUCCCCGACGACACCGAGUACAUCGAAACCGGCAACCCCGCCUUGCUGCUGGAAAACAUCGCCAAAGUGGCGACGUCCGGCGGCGGAAAGGAGAAGUUCCUCUCUUCCAUCAUCAGCGCCGCGCAGCGCAAGAAAAAGGCGUCCAAGCAGAUGGGAUCGUCGCACUCCAAGGAGGAAGUCACGACGCCCACGAGUCCCAAGUCGUUCGCGCAACAGGUUACCACCGUGGGUGGGAUGAAGGAAGUCGGUUGCGCCGCGACGGCGCCCAGCAAGUUUAACUACAUACCGAAACCGGUUACCGAUUUUGAGGCCAGCAUGAGCGCCGAAGAGAAGCUGAAGGAACGGCUCAACAAGUUUCAUCGGGAUACAGAGAAGUUUCUCUCUACCAGUGAUGAUGCCCGCGUGAGAGGUGGAAACCUGAGCUCGUCGGCCUCGAACGUGAACCAAACGUCGCGCCUGUCCCUGCAACCGGCCGACAUGCUGAUGAAAACGCACAGCGCUUCGAACGUGUACGCGCGCAUGUCCACCGCCGCCCAGGGCGCCGCCAACGUCGACCCGCAAACGAGAAACAGCUUGAACUCGAACUACCGCAUGGCGGAGACGGCGCAGCUGCAGCAGCAGAGCAACGAGCAGCUGCUGAAGCGGCUGAACAACGCGAGCGUCGACUACUGCGACGGUAGGGGGCGCGUGCUGCGCAGGGGCAGCUCCGUCGAGAACGUCAACUCGAGUUCCUUGGACCUGAACGCCAACGGAGGCAUGAAAAAAGUCAAGUACGAGAACGAGAGUGAGAUGAAUCAGAGGUCUGGAUCUUUGGAUUCUUUGAAUAAGCAAUCUGCUGAUGGAGACUCGGACCUGUUGAGAGACCUGACGAAAGCGUACGACCAAAUAAAGCAGAAGCACUCUCAGCACAACCUGUUGUCCGGCCACGACCUACCGUACGCGGACGCGUCGCCGGACAAGCCUUCGGCGGACUGCGGCGGGCUGUCCGACAAGGAGAACAUUCCGGGCGCGAAGGACCUGUACAAGAACCCGAGCCUGCACAAGAACCACCACUUCAAGCUGAAGGAGGUCAAGUACAAGGACAAGGAGAAGGACGAGGACACGACGGCCACCAUGCAACACGUACCUGACAACGAGCGCAACCUGGCGGCGCACAACAACAAGCUGAAGCUGAAGCUGAAGCGCUCCGAGUCGCUCAACAAGCCGGAGCGGACGGCCGCGCAGCUCAGCUGCAAGCUGAAGCGGUCCGAGUCGCUGAACAAGGCCGGGGAUCGCUUGAAGCGGUCCGACAGUCUGACGAAGAACGAGAAGACCGAGAGCAACAACAACAAGCGGAGGGAGCUGUCCACUGGCGGCAGGAAGUCCAAGGAGAACGCCAAGUACAAGAGGAAAAACGGGAUGCCCGAUAGGUCGAUCAAAAGAAGGCACACUGUUGGAGGUACCAAAGACCCCGACAAGGUGACCUACUUCCACGACAACAAGUGUCAAGAGGAAGAAUCGUCGACGGUGGAAUCCUCGAAGGAGAGAUCGACAAACCUGCGCACUAGCUCCCCGGACCUGAGCUCGACGCGGCGCGAACGCCUGUGCCUGGAAAUCAACCUGGUGGGCGGGCCCGAGAACAUGGUGGUGGCCCUCAGGCAGCACUUGGUGGGCCCGCGGCCCCAGAGCUUUCCCGACUCGGUGUUCAAGGUCCCGCUCGAAUCUCACGUCUAGCAAAAUUCCUCGUGCCUUAGUGGUCCAGCGGAGUUCCUCGACAUUUGCGAGAAAAUAAUGGGGUAGUUAAAUUUUUUCUGACCUAUACUUUUUAUGGUUUUAUUCAAGGCGUUUUGUAAUAUUAAACGUUUCUGUGAAAUCGGAAUUUCAAUCGAGUUUACCGUUUUCGAGAUAUUUACAAAAAAUAUAAAUUUUUAUGACGUCACAAACCUCGCCAUGUGACCAACAUUCUAAGAUUUCUAUUGGUUGAAAAUUACCCUGAUGUCAAGUUGUCUUGUUAAUGAUUUCAUUCGGUUAUGUCAGAAAAUACCCGAAGAGGUUAUGUACAAAUACUGUCACUGUCAGUUGAGUGAAAGAUGGUCACCAAAUUCAUUAAGUACCUAUCUUCCUUAUUACGAGGUAUCAUAUUACUGUUUGAUAUUUCAGAGUCCAAGAUAUAUCUAAAAGAAUAUAAAGAACUAGGCAUUAUACCAAUGAAAUGCAUUUACGACAAAAUAUGAUUAUAAUUAUAGGUACUUACUUUAUUUGUUUAAAAGCUCCAAUGUUCAAUGUAACCAACCAUUCCACAAGAUUCUUCUGCUUUGGAGUCCGUUAUUAAUAAAUCAUUUAUCCAAUAUCAAUUACAAAUAACAUUGAUUUUCAAUAAUCUAAAUUUAAAAAAAACAUAACCCGAAAAAAAGAAACGUCAAAAAAUCAAUUCUUCUUCUCAACUAAAAUUAUAGAUCAAGUGGUUUUAAAACUAAAAUAUUAUAACGUGGCGCCAUCUAUCGUAAGAAUCUACUAACUAAACACACUGGCAACCAUAGAAAAAGCUGGCAACGUUGCCAAUAGCCUAGUGACGUAAUUAGGAGAUUUUUUUUUUGUAAAUAUCUCGAAAACGGUAAACUCAAUUGAAAUUCCGAUUUCACAGAAAUGUUUAAAAUUACAAAACGCCUUGAAUAAAACCAUAAAAAGUAUAGGUCAGAAAAAAUUUAACUACCCCAUUAUUAUCGAACUCGCAAACUGGGCUAUAAAUCGUUUGGGUAUGAUUUUAGACUUUUUAUUGAUUUGACUUGACUUGUGGCCUUUUCGCCGUAACCAGUAACAUCAAACUUACUUAGACUGAACGCGGAUGUACCAAAAUGUGCAAUAAUUCGACGAUGUACAUUGAUUUUUACAAAUUUGAGAAAUCUUAUGGUAGGUUUUAGUUAAUGUUAUGAUUAAUCUUUGAAAAAGACAGAAAUGUAAUUUCUUCGCGAUUUUGUGCGCAUUUAAUAAUUGUUUUAUCUAAUAUUUUUUGUUUCUGCUUCUUUAAAUGUAUGUGAUUCUAAAAAUAUUCCAGGUUCAAGCAAUUUAAAUUUGUGAUAAAAUAGAUUAGGCUUUGUACAUAUGACAUGUAAUUUCUUUCAAGUAAUACAAAAUUAAUUCUAAUAUCGCUUUUUUGUUUAUUAUUAUUAUUAUUAUUAUUAUUAUAUAAUAAAGCAAUUUAUCAUUUCUACAGUAUUAGCAAAAUACUGUGCCAAAAUAUUCUAUAUUAGAUAAUUUUAGCUAUACAAACAAACCAUAGCUAACAUGUAUAUAAAAAAUGUUUAUUUGCUUGUGAGUUGGUGUAAAAAAAGAAUGGUAUGUAAUUUAAAAAAAAACCUGUUUGUAUCUUGCCCCCGUUAUAUAGUUUUAAGAUGUUUUGUUGUAAUUUGUAAUUGUAAAUAUAUUUUCAAUUUAUAUGCACCUAACCAACAUUUUUUAUUUAAACCUUAAAAAAAUCUUUGAUUUAAAUAUUUUGAAGAAAA